GGUUCAGAGCAGGGCUGCCCUUGGCAGUGCGGGUGUAAGGUGAGGCUGGGCAGAGCUCUGUCUUACUCCUGCCCCCCUUGGCCAGAUCAGGCUCCUGAAUGGAGCUGCGAUCCUACCAGUGGGAGGUGGUCAUGCCUGCCCUGGAGGGCAAGAAUAUCAUCAUAUGGCUGCCCACGGGCGCUGGGAAGACCAGGGCGGCCGCCUAUGUGGCCAAAAGGCAUCUUGAGACCAUGGAUAGAGCCAAGGUCAUUGUACUGGUCAACAGGGUACACCUGGUGGCCCAGCAUUAUGAGGAGUUCAAGCGAAUGCUGGAUGGGCGCUGGGCCAUUGCAACCCUGAGUGGGGACAUGGGGCUGCGCCCCGGCUUUGGACACGUGGCCCGGAGCAAUGACCUGCUCAUCUGCACAGCUGAGCUGCUGCAGCUGGCCCUGAGCAGCCCCGAGGAGGACGAGCACGUGGAGCUCAAUGCCUUCUCUCUCCUCGUGGUGGAUGAGUGCCACCACACGCACAAAGACACCGUCUACAACGUCAUCCUGAGCCGGUAUCUGCAGCACAAACUCCAGGGGACGAGGCCCCUGCCCCAGGUGCUGGGCCUCACGGCCUCCCCGGGCACUGGCAGGGCCACCAAGCUCGAUGGAGCCAUUGACCACAUCUUGCAGCUUUGUGCCAACCUAGACACGUGGCGGAUCAUGUCACCCCAGACCCACCUCCCCGAGCUGCAGGAGCACAACCGCCUGCCCUGCAAACAGUACGACCUCUGCCACAGGCGCAGCCAGGACCCGUUUGGGGACAUGCUGAAGAAGCUCAUGCAACAAGUACAGGACCGCCUGGAGAUGCCUGAGCUGAGCCAGGACUUCGGGACGCAGACGUAUGAGCAGCAGGUGGUGGAGCUGAGCAAGACCGCGGCGGAGGCCGGGCUCCAGGAGCGGCGCGCCCAUGCGCUCCACCUGCGGCGCUACAACGACGCGCUGCUCAUCCACGACACGGUGCGCGCCGUGGACGCGCUGGCCACGCUGCGCCAGUUCUACGACUGGGAGCGAGCCACCAAGACGCAGGUGCUGCGGGCGGAGCGCUGGCUGCUGGCUCUGUUCGACGACCACAAGAAUGAGCUGGCCCGCCUGGCAACGCGUGGCCCGGAGAACCCCAAACUGGAGAUGCUGGAGCAGAUCCUGCAGGAUCAGUUUGGGGGUCCCGGCAGCCCCCGCGGCAUCAUCUUCACCCGCACCCGCCAGAGCGCGCACUCCCUCCUGCUCUGGCUCCGGCAGCAGCCGGGUCUGCGGACGGUGGACAUCAGGGCCGAGCUGCUGAUCGGGGCCGGGAGCAGCAGCCAGAGCGCCCAUAUGACCCAGAAGGAACAGCAAGAAGUGAUCCGUAAGUUCCGGGAUGGGACCCUGAACCUCCUGAUGGCCACGAGCGUGGCGGAAGAGGGCCUGGACAUCCCCCAGUGCAACGUGAUUGUGCGCUACGGGCUCCUGACCAACGAGAUCUCCAUGGUCCAGGCAAGGGGCCGUGCCCGGGCCGAUCAGAGCGUGUACUCCUUCGUGGCCACCCAGGGCAGCCGGGAGCUGCGGCGGGAGCAGACCAACGAGGUCCUCGAGGCUCUGAUGGAGCGGGCGGUGGCUGCGGUGCAGCAGAUGGACCGGGCCGAGUACCAGGCCAAGAUCCGGGACCUGCAGCGGGAAGCCCUGGUCAGGCGGGCGGCCCAGGCGGCCCAGAAGCAGACCCGGCAGCAGCAGUUCCCGGCCGAGCAAGUGCAGCUCCUCUGCAUCAACUGCAUGGUGGCCGUGGGCCACGGGAGCGACCUGCGGAAGGUGGAGGGCACCCACCACGUCAACGUGAACCCCAACUUCUCGAUCUACUACAACGUCUCUGAGAAGCCCGUGGCUAUCGACAGAGUCUUCAAGGACUGGGUGCCCGGGGGCGUCGUUAGCUGCAGGAACUGUGGGGAACUCUGGGGUCUGCAGAUGAUCUACAAGUCCGUGAAGCUGCCGGCGCUCAAAGUCCGCGCCAUGCUGCUGCACACCCCGCGCGGGCGGAUCCAGGCCAAGAAGUGGUCCUCCGUGCCCUUCCCGGUGCCUGACUUCGACUACGUGCAGCACUGUGCCCAGGCCCUGUCCGACCUCUCCCUGAACUGAGCAUCUUGUCGCUGCAGUACUUAGAUCAGGCUGUAGGGGGCGCGAGAAUCCGCAGCAGCAGCAGCAGCAACAACAGCAUCUUCCCUGAACCAAGUCGGUGCAGAUCCCUCCGUGCCGGGAGUCACCAGCUCAGGGGCUUGCUGACCAGCCACAGAGAAAUCCCAGGGGCCCAGACUGACUUCAACUUCCACAUUAAGGAAGCAGCUGAAGGGCCACAGCUCAGCCCCUGGCCCCCCUGACACCCACACAGACACUUCUACACACUGGAUGGCAUGGGGGGGGAGGGGUAAGAACUGAGGCAGAAUGGCCACACUGUACAGUGGUGCCCCCUUACCCAUGCUUUCGUUUUUUGUAGUUUGUUACUCCCCAUUAACUGCGGUCCAAAAAUAUUAAAUGGAAAAUUCCCAAAAUAAAUGAUUUUUAUGUUUUAAAUUGUG
Messenger RNA from Pipistrellus kuhlii (Kuhl's pipistrelle), 2572 nucleotides. It is a transcript of the gene DHX58, whose product is annotated as DExH-box helicase 58. The transcript has 13 exons. Lineage: Eukaryota; Metazoa; Chordata; Mammalia; Chiroptera; Vespertilionidae. Gene Ontology annotation, cellular component: cytoplasm. Gene Ontology annotation, molecular function: zinc ion binding; ATP binding; DNA binding. The record is from RefSeq and is a predicted model, not a curated record. The coding region runs from base 99 to 2135 and encodes 678 amino acids. Gene Ontology annotation, biological process: response to virus; positive regulation of interferon-beta production; innate immune response.